Messenger RNA from Carassius gibelio (silver crucian carp), 2401 nucleotides. RefSeq lists its product as uncharacterized. Gene Ontology annotation, cellular component: cytoplasm. Bases 740 to 2221 code for a protein of 493 amino acids. Gene Ontology annotation, biological process: protein dephosphorylation; negative regulation of MAPK cascade. Gene Ontology annotation, molecular function: MAP kinase phosphatase activity; protein tyrosine/serine/threonine phosphatase activity. The record is from RefSeq and is a predicted model, not a curated record. The transcript has 4 exons. NCBI's taxonomy places the organism in Eukaryota, Metazoa, Chordata, Actinopteri, Cypriniformes, Cyprinidae.
UUUAUCCGCAUUUCUUGAGGUGAUUAUUUAUUCAGACGGGAAGAUUCACGAGCCUUCAUUGUCGAAAAUCGAGUAAAUCUCGAAACGGAGUAGUUCAGCUCUGAUGUUGAUUCAGUAACCGCUGAAGAAUUCAUUCAGGGAGUCGUUAAUCUGAUUCAAACCAGGAACGUGAGUGAAAAUGAAUCACGACCAGACGCUGUUCAAAUGAGUCAAAUUGGUGAAUCGAACAGUUCAGACUGGAAAAUUACUUUUAUAAAUCAGCCAUAUAUUUUUCUUUUUAAUGUUGUGGUGCCGCCGGGGAGUACGCAACAAACUGCUAAGAAGAGUUAAAAACCAGUGGAUCGAUAACCGCUAACGCGAUUGAAAUCCAGUCUGUAUGUGUAAUAUGAUUAAGACAAUUAAAGUUUUUAAAGACGUUUAUUUCUGAGAGGAAUCGGAGAAAACUUACAGUGCGCUGCGCGGAGCUCCGCGACCGUUAGCUGACGUUCCGUUAUUGCCAUGGCAACUGUGGAUUUGUGACGUGGCGAUGACGUCACAGAGCAUAGUAUAUAAAUUGAUGCGAGUCAGUAGAACGACAGAGAGCUUUGGAGAGUUUGAGGGUGAUUUUACUGCUAUAGACGAGAGCCAGUCCUUAUUGAGUCUUUAUAUACAGUUUAUAGACACAGUUUAAACAGACAGUUUGAUUACUGUACAGUGUUAAGUACAGAUUAUUGAUCUGUCAGUCUCCGAACACCACACAAUGUCCACAGAGGUCAGAGAGGUGCUUCUGGAGGUUUACCUCAACGGUGCCUUCUACUGCAGGGAAAGUUACUGGGCAUCAGAUGAUAAAGAUGUGCAGCUGGAGUUUGAGAUCACCAAUGCCAUCUAUGACCUUCUCGGCUGCAGCGCAUCUCAAGAGAUAGAUGUGCAGCUGGAGUUUGAGACGGACGAUCACGUCUCAGUCGGUCACUGCAGUCCAGGAGAGAUGCACAUGGAGCUGGAGACUGAUGAGAAUCAGAACAUCUCAGUCUGUGAAGUGAAAGACUUGCAGCUGGAGAUGAACAGGAACGUCAGCGUCUCAGAGCUGAAGAAGCCUGCGCUGGUGUCUGAAGAUCUGAGAGACCCAGCAGGACCUUCAGUGGAAGACAGCGGUGUUCAGGAGAACAGCCCGACAGAAAGCACUGCUGGGUGGAUGUUCAAGAAAAUAAGUGCAGUCUUCCAGCAAUUGACUGCAAUCUUCCAGACAAAUGCACUGAAUGCUGUUGGGAAACCUGAAGUGGAUCUUCUUGAUCCAGAGGAAUCAUUUGCUCCAGAUCCCAGCAUUUCCAAGCAAGAACCUGAAGUGAAUCUGGUCGAUACCGAGCAGUCAUGUAUCCCAGAACCUGAAAUGGAUCUUCUUGAUUCAGAGGAAUCAUGUCUCCCAGAUCCCAGCAUUCCCGAGCCAGAACCUGAAAUGAAUCUGGUCGAUAUUGAACAAUCGUGUGUCCCAGAUCCCAGCGCUCCUGCUCCAGGACCUGAAGUGGAUCUUGUUGAUCCAGAGGAAUCCUGUGCACCUGGUCCAAGCGUUCCCGAGCCAGAACCUGAAGUGACAUCAGAGCAUUUAAGUUUGGAAAACUGCAUCCGUCUUAAUGUGUCCAAGCUGGAGGAUCGUUUGAGGGAAUGUACAGUGUCCAAGACUCCUGUCACUGAGGUCUGGCCCAGGGUCUUCAUUGGAAAUGAAGAGACUGCAUGGGACCGAGAUCAACUGAAGGAGAUGGGAAUUACUCAUAUCCUUAAUGCUGCAGCGCCAAAAAAGGACCUGAAGUUCUUGUUGGGAAUGGCAAGCGAGAAAGACCUACUAGGAACGGUCAACACAGGGUCCAGAUAUUACAGAGGCAUGAACAUGACUUACUGUGGCCUGCCUUCGUUCAGACACUGGGCCAAUAUCAGCAAGUACUUCUUGCCAGCAGCCAAAUUUAUCCAUAAGGCUUUGAGGAACCCAACGAGUAAGGUGUUGAUUCACUGCACACAGGGUCUUAGCCACUCGGCGACUCUGUUUCUGGCUUAUCUGAUGAUCUGCCAUGACAUGAUGGUGGAGGAGGCCAUUGAUCAUGUCAUAAAAGUGAGAUGCAUCAAGCCCUAUUUCGGCCAUCUGAAGCACCUGGCGUUCCUCAAUGAUGACCUUGUGCUGCAGCGAAAUCUAAAGCUACAGGGGGGGAAAACAGACAAAAAGAUGAACAAAUGGCAGGUUAAGACAAAAUAGAACACAGAUUUGAAAAAUGGUGCAGAGAUUAAAAAAGAAAAAACUAGAAUAAUUUGAAAUGUAUUAUUGAAUAUUAAAUGUAUUAAAAAUGAGACAAAAGAGGUUGUGGUAAGUGUGUCUGAUUUCUGAAUUCCCUCAUCUCUAGAAAUAAAUACCAAGCUUGAGUAGAAAAUAAAACAU